Molecule: messenger RNA, 1706 nt
Organism: Schistocerca cancellata (South American locust)
Lineage: Eukaryota; Metazoa; Arthropoda; Insecta; Orthoptera; Acrididae
Product: asialoglycoprotein receptor 1-like
Exons: 2
Coding region: 17-241 (74 amino acids)
Source: RefSeq, a predicted model, not a curated record
CGUCGACAGCGGCGACAUGCUGGUCGACAUCAACGACCGCGACGACGAGGGAGUCUUCGUCACCGGCACGGGACGGCGCCUGUCGGACAUCGAGUUCCACGACUGGCUGCCCGGGCAGCCGGACGACGGGGGUGGCGGUGCCGGCGCCGGAGAGGACUGCGUGGCGCUGCACUCGCACGGCUUCCUGGCCGACGUGUCCUGCGAGCUGCCGCUGCGCUACGUCUGCGAGUGGCUGCCGUGACCGCUGCGCCCGCUUCGUCACCAGCCAGACACCGCCUCUCACAGCCGCGCACAAACGAUAUCUCAGGAGAGACCGUGUACUUUUCAGAGGAAUGGACCUAUUUGUGUACACACAUUCGCGGAGGAAACUAGGUUCCCGAUACUGUCUCGUGUUCAAGGACCUUCAACAAUGAAAACAGGAAAUUAAAUUCCAUUAUAAUCGAAGAGGAAACUCUUUUUCGUUCAUUACUCCACAGUGACUACUAAAUAAUUGAUAUUAUCUGACCAACGCUUAAAAUUAGAAGAACCGUACAGGUCAAUCUGACCGGUGAGUGUUGUUUAAUAGUUCAAUAAUGAAUAAACAUCGUAAGUAUUAAUUUAAGGGGAUUAUAUUUCAUGAGCAUUAGUAUACUUUGGUGAUUUACAAUUUCUGCAAAAGACAAACAUCUGUUACAAAAGCUGAACGAUUUGCAGAAAUUAGGACGGCUGCCGGUCAAUUUGACCAGUGUCAUAUUUUUUAGGUUUCGUGCUUCUAAAAAGCGUAAUGAUGGAUUUUUACUUCCGCUUAACUUAUUCUGUUUCAUUGUUGUGAUCUCGUUCCCUGUUUUUCUUUACAUUUAAUUUAAUUUAGUGGAACAUUGGACAUACCUCAGUUGCUGUGCUCUGCCAAUGUAUUGUUGCGCUGUCAAGAAGUUUAGGGUCCGUCAUUAUUAUGGUGCAUCGGUGUUUUCAUUCAGAUGAGCUUCUACAUUUCCAUAAAUUUUGAACCAACAUCCUGGAGCAGAUGUCUCGUCUUUACACUGCACAAUAUGGCUGUCGCAGAUGGCCUUUGCACAUUGUUUUCAGUGUGCUAGACCUUGCCGGAAUCAGCGCACGGAUCCUUUACGGGAGGCAACAGGAGGAAAAGUUAGCUGCUCACUAUUUCUUUCCAGUUUAACAGAAGAACUCUUCUCUUUGUAUGUAUCAUCAACGAAAGUGCCUGUUCAUACAUUCACUGUGACUACUGAAAUAUGUAAGGUACAGUGAGGAACACCUGCCAAAUAGGAGGAUGCAGAGAUUCAAACAAAACUGAAAGUCUCUGUGUGUCGAUGCAAGAAAUUCAUACGUGGUCCACGUGUGGGAAGUGUUCAGUAAGGGUGUGCACAGUGUUUUGAUAAAGAUGGUGGCUUUGACUGACAUGUCACAGCGAAGGACAAUGUUAUUUCCUCGUAAUUGUCACAGCAGUUAAUGAAAAUUACUCUUUGUAUUUCGUAAUAAAUAUAUUUUUAUAGCCUGUUUGGGGCUUCGAUUGAUAACAAGUCAUAGAGGUAAAAGUGGUAUUUUAUAAUUACAUGUUUAUUUGUAUUUUAAGUUUAGUAAUACAGUCUACUUUUGUGAAUAUUGUAUUUAAGCUGUGUUUUUUACUGCGAUUGUCUUCUUUACUUAAUUAUAGUUGUUAUAGAAAAAUGUAAGCAGAACACAUUGUAUUAAACAACUUAAGGUUGAGA